Molecule: messenger RNA, 2487 nt
Organism: Echinops telfairi (small Madagascar hedgehog)
Lineage: Eukaryota; Metazoa; Chordata; Mammalia; Afrosoricida; Tenrecidae
Gene: ITPK1
Product: inositol-tetrakisphosphate 1-kinase
Exons: 10
Coding region: 48-1277 (409 amino acids)
Biological process (GO): inositol trisphosphate metabolic process
Cellular component (GO): cytoplasm
Molecular function (GO): inositol-1,3,4-trisphosphate 5-kinase activity; inositol-3,4,5,6-tetrakisphosphate 1-kinase activity; ATP binding
Source: RefSeq, a predicted model, not a curated record
CCUGUGGGCGAUCUCCUCCGGCCGCGGCCCCCCGCCCGAGGAGGAAGAUGCAGACCUUUCUGAAAGGGAAGCGGGUUGGCUACUGGCUGAGCGAGAAGAAAAUCAAGAAGCUGAAUUUCCAGGCCUUUGCCGAGCUGUGCAGGAAACGAGGGGUGGAGGUCGUGCAGCUGAACCUCAGCCGGCCAAUUGAGGAGCAGGGCCCCCUGGACGUCAUCAUCCACAAGCUGACGGAUGUCAUCCUCGAAGCUGACCAGAAUGACAGCCAGUCCCUGGAGCUGGUGCACCGAUUCCAGGAAUACAUCGACGCCCACCCUGAGACUAUUGUCCUGGACCCCCUACCUGCCAUUAGGACCCUGCUUGACCGAUCCAAGUCCUAUGAGCUGAUCCGGAAAAUCGAGGCCUACAUGGAGGAUGACCGCAUCUGCUCCCCACCCUUCAUGGAGCUCACGAGCCUGUGCGGGGACGACACCAUGCAGCUCCUGGAGAAGAAUGGCCUGACCUUCCCGUUCAUCUGCAAAACCAGAGUGGCUCAUGGCACCAGCUCUCAUGAGAUGGCCAUCGUGUUCAACCAGGAGGGCCUGAGUGCCAUCCAGCCACCCUGCGUGGUCCAGAAUUUCAUCAACCACAACGCCGUCCUGUACAAGGUGUUUGUGGUCGGCGAGUCCUACACCGUGGUGCAGAGACCCUCCCUCAAGAACUUCUCUGCGGGCACAUCAGAUCGAGAAUCCAUCUUCUUCAAUAGUCACAACGUGUCCAAGCCCGAGUCCUCGUCCGUGCUGACUGCGCUGGACAAGAUCGAGGGCGUGUUCGAGCGGCCAUGUGAUGAGGUCAUCCGGGCGCUGUCCCAGGCCCUGCGGCAGGCGCUGGGUGUGUCCCUCUUCGGGAUCGACAUCAUCAUCAACAACCAGACCGGGCAGCAUGCCGUCAUCGACAUCAACGCCUUCCCAGGCUACGAGGGCGUGAGCGAGUUCUUCACAGACCUCCUGAACCACAUCGCCACUGUCCUGCAGGGCCAGAGCACAGGCACGGGGGAUGCUGGGGACUCGGCCCCACGGAGGCACAGCAGGCUCCUGGCAGAGCAGGCUGGCGAGCGGACGUGCAGCGCCAGCCCCGGCUGCUGCAGCCUGAGGGGCCAGGACCCUGCCUGGAGGGCAGAGGCCGACGCGGGCAGCUCAGCCAAGCUGCCGCACCAGAGACUCGGCUGCACCGCUGCUGUGUCACCCAGCUUCCAGCAGCACUGCGUGGCCUCCCUGGCCACCAAGGCCUCCUCCCAGUAGCCGGCCGCACACGCAGCCAGGACCGUGACAACGCACUCCCCUGGUCCGAUUCCUCCUCCCAGUGUCCCCGAGUUUCCAACGUCCUGACCUAAGAGGGCAGGGGGAGGUGAGAGGCCCCCAGCCCCGCCCUGCCCUCCUCUACUGAGUUUACAUGCUGUGUUUUCAACACUAGGCCUGACUGUGAGCUGCAGGGGCAUGCCCAGCACAGGUGUGCGGGUGUGUUUCCCAGUGUGCAUGCAUGUAUGUUUGCACCAUGUCUGGUGGCUGCUGGGGACCAGGCCUCAGGAUCCUAAGGGGACACCCUUGGUCAGGUGCCAGCUGCAGCCCAGGGAGUGAGCGAAUCCCCUUCUCUCCGAGCCCCCCAACCUCAGACCUUACACCCUCCUCCACAGCUUUGUCAGACGUGAGACCCUAGGCCCCACCACUGGGGUGACCCUGACACAUGCACACACACCACCGCCCAUCCCCCCCAGGAGCAGGAGCCUCAGGCCCACAGCUGCCACCCCCUGGCAGGCAGAGGUACCUGGCCCGGGGUCCACUUCUCCAUUGCCCAGGCCCCUAUGAAAGGGAUGGACAGGUCAGGAGGAGGCCGAGGCCUCAGUUGGCUGCCGGGCCUCCUGGCAGCUCCAUGGAGUCCACCAGCCACGUGGCCAAGGGUCCUGGCCACAGCCUUCCCUGAGGUGCCUGAGUCCAGCCACUCUGCACGUGUCCCACUGAGAGCCUGCAGUAUGACUUUGGCUGGGCCACUGUCUCCUGUCUUUCAAGGGCAGGGGCAGCCAGGGGACACUGAGGGGCCAGCAGACCGCUCUUGAGACGCACGACUGUUGCUCUGAGAGUCAGCCGGGAAGCGGGCAGGCGUGGGAAGUCAGUCCUUCUCUGCGGGAGGCACUGUCCACAUGUCCAGCCCCUGCCUGCCCCCUGUACGCAUGGCUAGCAGGAGCUGCAACCCCAGAGAUGGUCUUAGGUCCUGGAGCCUCAGGCAGGGCUGUGAUAAGAUGCCCCGGAUGUGAGGUGAAGCUGCCAGCUCGCUGGAGAGGGGACAGCGGCUUUGCCUGUGCUGUGUGUGGUCGGGAUGGUCCAAGAGGCUGGAGUGGAGCCUUCAGGACCGUCUGCUCCCGUGAUGAACCAACGGGCCCAUGUCGCCCCUCACCCAGCGUGGCGCGGUGUCCUCAUGCACUGCUUUGUCUCUGAAUAAACUACUGAGAUCAAC